Molecule: messenger RNA, 4640 nt
Organism: Pteropus alecto (black flying fox)
Lineage: Eukaryota; Metazoa; Chordata; Mammalia; Chiroptera; Pteropodidae
Gene: ATOSA
Product: family with sequence similarity 214 member A
Exons: 13
Coding region: 532-3792 (1086 amino acids)
Source: RefSeq, a predicted model, not a curated record
ACAGCAGAGAAAGAACUGGGCAAGCGAGGGGGACCGGGAGCUGGGGCGCCAGAGCUAGAGACAGCGGGCGGGCGAGGAGCUGGCAGAGGCGCAGGGCAGGCGGGCCGGCCGGGGGCCGCGGGGCUCGGGUGCGAGUCGGGCGGGGCGAGGUGCUGAGCGCUGGGAGCGGAGCGAGGCUGCAGCUGAGGCGGGGGUGGAUGGCCACAGGGGCGCCGAGGAGCCGUGUCGGGCUUGUGGUGUCGGGCCCCCAUGGUCCCCUGACGCAGCCCCGGGGGGCGCUGCGCGCCACACUCCGCUCUAGCCGGCCCUGCGCCUCUCGGAGCCUCGGGUCUGAGGUGGGAGUGUGAUGUGAGUCGCCGGGCGAGCAGCCGAGAGAAGUGCCAAGAGGAGGAGGGAUCGGGACCGGAGAGAAGAGCGAGUUAGGCAGCAGAGCGUUUUGCAAACUGCAGUAGCCACAGAAUCAGCGGCGAGCCUGUUGAAAGAACCCACACGUGUAUUUCACAGCCCUUUGGGUGGAAAUUGAAUGUGAAAAUGAAGCCAGACCGAGAUACUUUAGACGAAUAUUUUGAAUACGAUGCAGAGGAGUUCUUGGUCUCUUUGGCCUUGUUAAUAACAGAAGGACGAACACCUGAAUGUUCCGUGAAAGGUCGCUCAGAAAGUUUCCAUUGCCCUCCAGCACAGUCCUGUUCCCCAGGAACUACCAAACAUGAAUGCAGUGACAAGCUGGCCCAGUGUCGACAAGCCAGACGAACCAGGUCUGAAGUUGCAUUGUUGUGGAAGAAUAACCUUCCAAUCAUGGUGGAAGUGAUGCUACUGCCAGACUGUUGCUACAGUGAUGAUGGGCCCACCACAGAAGGAAUUGAUCUAAAUGAUCCUGCAAUUAAGCAAGAUGCGUUAUUAUUAGAAAGAUGGAUAUUGGAGCCAGUUCCUCGACAGAGUGGCGAUCGAUUUAUUGAAGAAAAGACUCUUCUAUUGGCUGUCCGCUCAUUUGUGUUCUUUUCUCAAUUAAGUGCUUGGCUGAGUGUUUCUCAUGGUGCUAUUCCACGAAAUAUUCUUUACAGAAUCAGUGCUGCCGAUGUAGACCUACAGUGGAAUUUUUCACAGACUCCAACUGAACAUGUGUUUCCUGUUCCCAAUGUUUCUCACAAUGUGGCCUUGAAAGUCAGCGUUCAGUCCUUGCCCAGACAAUCGAAUUACCCAGUUUUGACCUGUAGUAUUCACACUAAUAUUGGCCUGUAUGAGAAAAGAAUUCAAGAAAGUGAACUUAAAGCCCAUCAGCACCGCAAUUCUAACGAAGCAGAACAAUGUAGUACCAACAGUUCACAGCGUCUGUGUAGCAAACAAACUUGGACCAUGGCACCUGAAAGUGUAUUACAUGUAAAAAAUGGCACAACUCCAGAAUAUACUGCAGCUGUCAAAAAUGGCAAACUAUAUCCAGGCACUGGCAGUAAAUCUGACUAUGGAACAUGUCAAGCCAACAUUCUGGGCUUCCGUGGUAUAGGAGAUAAAAAGUCUCAAGAAACACCAGUGAGAACUAUAAAAUCACUUUCAGUGAUUGAUUCCAGUGUCUCUAGACACCAGAGUUCCUGGCAGUCAGUUGGUGAGACUAAUCCCUUAAUAGGCUCUUUAAUUCAGGAGCGACAAGAUGUUAUUGCAAGAAUUGCUCAGCAUUUGAUUCAUUGCGAUCCAAGCAGUUCACAUGUUUCUGGACAUGCAUUUAAUACGCAAGAAUCUAGUUCACGUAAUUCUAAACUUUUCCGUGUUUCACAAGAAAAUGAAAACAUGAGAAAAUGUAAAGAAACUUUCUCCAUUUCUUUUGGUAGUCCAGAGCUUACCUCUUCGGAAGACGCCAGUGAGGGGAAAAUUCGAGCAAAACCAGAAACUCCUCGAAGUGAAACUUGCACUUCUAAUGGUCUUUAUUCUCGUCAGUCUGUUGGUGAGACUAAUCCUUUAAUAGGCUCUUUACUCCAGGAGCGGCAAGAUGUUAUUGCAAGGAUUGCUCAACACUUGGAGCAUAUUGAUCCAACGGUAUCACAUAUGCCCCGGCAAUCAUUCAAGCUGUGUGACUCCAGUUCAGUUCCUUCUAAAGUGUUUAGGAGUUCAUAUGAAGACAAAAAUUUGUUGAAGAAAAACAAGAAUGAGGCCUCUGUUUCCAUUUCUAAUACAAAAUUUUCCUUGUUAGAAGACUGCAAUGAAGGGGGAAACUUAAUACCUACCAAAUCUUUUAGUUCUUUUAAAUGCAAUAGUAAAGUCAAGUCCUCUUUAAAACCGCAAAUAAGAAGACAUCUAUAUCAGGACAGUCCUAGUGAAGUCAUCCAAAAUACAUUUCAAAGAACACAGAACAAAGCCACUAGUUUAUUGGCUCCCUCAAAUAUGUCUCAUUGCAAAGAAAAUAACUUAGAUUUGGCAAUCAGAUUGGAAAAUACACGUUCUGAGUGUCAAUUUAAGGAGCAAGAAAUUAGCAAUGGAAUUGAUAAGCGGUAUUCAAAUUGCAUCAGUAUUGACAAACAAAUUUGCACAAAUAAGUAUAAGGAAAAAAUAAUAAAAAAUGAAAAUUGUAAUCCAGAAUCUUUUAACAAUCACCAAUUUGAUAAUUCAAAAAAAAAAGACUCAAAAGUUUCUAUGUUGGAAAUAUCUGGAUAUUUGAACAAAUAUGAAAACAAGUGCUCAAACAAAGACUCAAAAAAGCCUACAACAUGUGAGCAAAAUAUGCAACUUAAUAGUAUAGAAAAUUAUCUCAAUAAAGAUAAUGAAGACUUCAAAUGCAAAAAGUCAGACCAAUUGAAAAAUGAACAGGAUAAGAAAGAAGAUCCAAUUGGUGAAAAAUCUCAAAACCGUUCUCAGAGGAAGAGUGUAAAAGAUUGUUUGUCUACAUGUGAUCGACUGAAAAAUACAGAAGUAUUGAGGACUAUGCCAUUGAAACAUUCAAGUGUCUGGCGGAAACAUAAUUUUCAUUCUUUGGAUGGAACCUCAACAAGAGCCUUUCAUCCUCGAACUGGAUUGCCUCUUCUUUCAAGUCCCGUUCCUCAAAGAAAGACACAAUCAGGUUGCUUUGAUCUGGAUUCUUCGUUACUGCAUCUGAAAAGCUUAGCAUCUAGAAGUCCUCGGCCAUGUUUGAAAAUUGAAGAUGAUCCAGAUAUUCAUGAAAAACCAUUUCUGAGUUCUAGUGCUCCACCUAUAACAAGUCUUAGUCUCCUAGGAAAUUUUGAGGAAUCUGUCUUGAACUACCGUUUAGAUCCUCUCGGCAUUGUCGAUGGUUUUACUGCCGAGGUAGGGGCAAGUGGUAUUUUCUGCCCCACACAUUUGAUUCUUCCAGUUGAAGUGUCAUUCUACAGUGUUUCAGAUGAUAAUGCUCCCUCUCCUUAUAUGGGUGUGAUUACUUUAGAGUCCCUUGGUAAAAGGGGUUAUCGAGUACCUCCUUCAGGAACAAUACAAGUGACCUUAUUUAAUCCUAAUAAGACUGUGGUGAAGAUGUUUGUUGUGAUAUAUGACUUACGAGAUAUGCCAGCCAAUCAUCAGACAUUCCUACGACAACGAACUUUUUCUGUACCAGUUAAACAGGACAUGAGGAGAAGUGUUAAUAAAGAGAACAUCCAACAUUCAGAAGAACGGUUAUUACGCUACCUCAUACAUCUGAGGUUCCAGAGUUCUAAAUCUGGAAAGAUCUACCUCCAUAGAGAUGUACGACUCCUGUUCUCUAGAAAGUCAAUGGAAGUUGAUAGUGGUGCUGCAUACGAACUCAAAUCUUACACUGAAUCACCAACAAACCCUCAGUUUUCACCAAGAUGUUGAUAAGGAGUGACAUUUUAAAGUAUUCGCUGAUUACCCCAGUUUGAAAGUAAAAAUUAGCGUAGAACAGAGUGUACCAAAUUAACAACCAGGAGAGUGGAUCCUCUCCUGUUAUCCUGGACCAGUUUUUAUUAAAGGAUUCCUGGAAUGAGAUCCACAUAUUCCAAGUAGACUGGAAACACUCAUGUCCUAAGCCUUUUUGUACUGUUAAAACCACUUCGUUGGACAUGUUGCAAUAGCGGAACCCCCGGUUAGAUUAGUGUUUACACAUUUUAUUUCUCAGUUAUUUAAUAUUUAAUGUUUUCCUUAAUACUCAAGUGAUGUUUGUCUCUAGUGUUCUAAUGUAGCACAAAUCCUAUGUAAAAUCAUACUAUGUAUUUUUGACAUUAAUGUUGAAAUCUGAAAUAUAUGCACAAGUCUUUAAUUUCGUGUGAUGUGUUUUAAGUACUAUUCAUUUAAGUUAUUGAAAAAUGAGAAUGAAAUGUUAAGCUUCUUUAAGAUUAACGCACUAUGCAAGCAUGUGUACUUUUUAUAUCUCUCAAGUUUAGUUUUUACAACACCCCUUCCAAUUUGCUGUCUCACAUAGUAGUCCUUUAACAUUCUGUAUUAGCGGUGCAGUGCAGACUAAGCUGCUUCCCAUUCCCUUUGCAAGUUCAGAUCAUCAUGCCCAUUCAUAUUCCUUCUAGAAUCCCUUAUCCCCCAAACUGUUCUAUUUUUCCUUAAUCACUACUACAGAAGCUUUACAUUAAAUUGCUGUCCCAUGCUAGAUAACUUUUACAAAUUGUUAAAGAAUAUGUACUUUGAAAACAAAUUAGUAUUUAUAUUGUAAAUAUAUGCAAAAAAAAAAGAAA